CGCUUGCUUGUCUAGAGUUAGCGUUAAAGCUAAUCUUGCGUUAUAACAGUUCAUUGUAUGAACGACUUUAUUUCCGAACAAACUCUCUGUCCACGUGUCAUAGCUAACGUAAAGAAACAGCUUAGGGUUGUGCUAACGUCUAACGUUGCGUUAAGUUUUCGAUACGCAGAAAACGCCCCCUCGGUUGUGACUUAGCCACCACCUCGUAAAUUUCGCGAACGCUGGGCGACAUAUCAAGAGUUCAGGAUAAACCCGGAAUCGUACGGGCCGAUAUGCAGGAACGCCGCUUCUAAACCGGUCCCCACAUCCACGAAUUCGUGUGUCAUUUGUCCUGCACUGCGCUGCAAACUGUGGAAACUGUGUGAAAGGUCAUUGAAGUGGAACGGCGAUGUUGAGAAUGGCUGCCUGGUUCUAGCCACCCAAAGCCCCUGUCUCAGAGAAACCACAUUUUCCUCUUAUAACGGACCAUAGACGUCAAGUGCCAUGUCCCUGGUUUUCUCACGACCCAACACCAACGCAGUCCACGGCAAGAAGGAUAAAAGACUGAUGGCUGAGGUGAAUGCAUCGCCGCUCAAACAUUUUGUCACAGCAAAGAAGAAGAUCAACGGGAUCUUCGAGCAGCUGGGAGCCUACAUUAAGGAGAGCUCAUCCUUCCUAGAAGACACCUAUAAGAGUGAUGAUCUGGACCCGGUCACCACAGAGGAGCAGGUCCAGGCGGUACAGGGUUACCUCUGCAAAGUGGCCGGGAUCGGAGAGGUGCUGGCCCGUAGGCACAUGAAGGUGGUCUUCUUCGGGAGAACAAGUAAUGGAAAGAGCUCGGUGAUAAACGCCAUGCUGUGUGACAAGGUUCUUCCCUCCGGUAUUGGACACACCACCAACUGCUUCCUGAGGGUGGAGGGUACAGAUGGCAAUGAGGCCUUCCUGCUCACCGAGGGCUCUGAGGAGAGGAAGAGCAUCAAGACAGUCAAUCAGCUAGCCCAUGCUCUUCACCAGGAUGAGGACCUGGAUGCAGGCAGCCUGGUGUGUGUCAUGUGGCCCAAAGCCAAGUGUGCCCUGCUCAGGGAUGACCUGGUCCUUGUGGACAGCCCGGGUAUUGACGUCACCACAGAGCUGGACAGCUGGAUCGACAAGUUCUGUCUGGAUGCAGAUGUGUUUGUUCUGGUAGCGAACUCUGAGUCCACCCUCAUGCAGACGGAAAAGUCAUUCUUUCACAAGGUGAACGAGCGCCUCUCCAGUCCAAACAUCUUCAUCUUAAACAACCGAUGGGACGCCUCAGCCUCAGAACCCGAAUACAUGGACGAGGUCCGCAGGCAGCACAUGGACCGCUGCAGCAGCUUCCUGGUAGAUGAGCUGGGCGUGGUGGACAGAGCCCAAGCCAGCGACCGCAUCUUCUUUGUUUCUGCCAAGGAGGUCCUUCAGGCUAGGGUGCAGAAGGCCCAGGGCAUGCCUGAAGCAGGUGGUGCUCUUGCAGAGGGAUUCCAGGCCAGAAUGUUUGAGUUCCAGAACUUUGAAAGGCGCUUUGAGGAGUGUAUCUCGCAGUCUGCAGUGAAGACUAAGUUCGAGCAGCACACGGUGAGGGCGAAGCAGAUCUCUGAGACGCUGCGCCUGAUCAUGGACUCCGUUCACGUGGCGGCACAGGAGCAGAAGAUACACUGUGUGGAGACAAGGGAGGACCGUCAAGACCGCUUGGAGUUCAUAGACAAACAGUUGGAUCUACUGACUAUGGACUGUAAGGCCAAGAUCAAGAAGAUCACAGAGGAGGUGGAGAGACAGGUGUCAAACGCCAUGGCUGAGGAGAUCAGGAGGCUCAGUGUGCUGGUGGAUGACUUCCAUGUUGACUUCCACCCCUCUCAGGUGGUGCUCAAGGUCUACAAGAAUGAGCUCCACAAACACAUUGAAGAAGGCCUGGGCAGAAACAUGUCUGAGAGGUGUUCAACUGCCAUCACCUCGGCUCUACAGGACACCCACACCGACAUGAUCGACGGUCUGAAGCCUCUGCUACCGGCACCAGUCAGAGAGCAGGUGGACAAACUGAUCCCACGAAACUGUUUCAGCCUCAGCUACGACCUCGCCUGUGACAAGUUGUGCAGUGAUUUCCAGGAAGACAUCAACUUCCACUUCUCACUGGGUUGGACCAUGCUGGUCAACCGCUUCCUGGGGCCCAAGAACACCCGCCGCGCCCUCAUGGGCUACAACGAUCAGGUGCCGCGGCCGAUGGCAUUGACGCCUGUUAGCACCAGCAUGCCGCCGUUCCCUCAGGGCUCCAUGACCCAAGAGGAGCUGAUGGUCUCCAUGGUGACAGGCCUGGCCUCCCUCACCUCCCGCACGUCCAUGGGCAUCAUUGUUGUCGGUGGUGUGAUCUGGAAGGCAGUGGGCUGGCGGCUGAUCGCGCUGUCGGUGGGUCUGUACGGGCUUCUUUAUGUCUACGAACGUCUGACCUGGACCACCAAGGCCAAAGAGAGGGCCUUCAAGAGACAGUUUGUGGACUACGCCAGCGAGAAGCUGCAGCUCAUCGUCAGCUACACCGGUUCCAACUGCAGCCAUCAAGUCCAGCAGGAGCUGGCCGGUACCUUUGCUCAGCUCUGCCAGCAGGUGGAUGUGACUCGCCAGAACUUGGAAGAUGAGAUUUCGGACAUGAACAACAAGAUUGAGCUGUUGGACUCGCUGCAGAGCAAAGCCAAACUGCUACGGAAUAAGGCCGGCUGGCUGGACAGCGAGCUGAACAUGUUCACCCAGCAGUACCUCCAGCAGGGCAGAUAAAACCAGAGCCCCGAGUCUGACGCCAAGAACCGAAAGAGGGAGAAGAAAAGAGGAGGAUGGAAGGAAGGCAGGUCUACGUUGUUCGGUGUACAGAGAGAUCUCUUUUUUCCUCCUCCGGUACUCUUUCCUGUGGCCAAUGUAGUGACAUUGUUUUGCCUGUAUUUAGUUCAGCUUCAGGGCCUCUCGCCCGUAUAAGAAGGGUGAAAUUAAUUUGACACCAAAUAUCUUACCGCCACAUUUGAUUUGUGAAACACGUCAGAUGAGUUGUUUUUAUUUCAUUCGAUCUUUUGCCUUUUGAACACAGAGUAAUGGCUGCCACCCUAAAGCAGGUGUCCGUAAGAGACUAGAAGGGAAAACAGCCCUUCUUAUUGUGUGAGUAGAGAAGGAUCUCCAAUAGGAGGGACUCAGAAUAAUUUAUUCCUAGUCGUUUUCCACUGGCUCGUCUGAACCGACUCAUAAGGACUGAACCCAGACCCCGGACUUGAACGGGAUGUGCACACAACGCCAUUUUGAAUGCACUUGCAUUUGGGGGUUGGCUGUCAUACUUUCACGCUCAUGUUUUUUUCUUCCCGUCAGCAAAAUAAUCAGGUAGGCUAGAAAGGGAAUAUCAGUCACUGUCUGUAUUUAACUUAUUGGCUCGACCAUGAUCAAUAAAGACUUCUUACCUUUCUAGUGUAUGCACACUAGUUAGACCUCCUCUUUUUCCUAGCUUAUGAACUAAGCGGACACACGAGGUCAGUUGUGCACUGAUGGAGGAUGUUGUGUUGAAACCACAGGCCAGUUAGUUAAACCUCCAGGUUUUAAGCUGUUAAAGGGACAGUUCACCCCAAAAUCAAAAAUACAUGUUUUUCCUCCUACCCGCAGUGCUAUUUAUCCAUCUGGAUCGUUUUGGUGGGAGCUGCCGAGUUUUGGAGAUAUCGGCCGUAGAGAUGCGGCCUUCUCUCCAAUACAACGGGACCGGAUGACACGCGGGUGGCACAGUGGCACAGUGGUUAACGCGGUCGCCUCACAGCAAGAAGGUCCUGGGUUCAAGCCCCGGGGUAGUCCAACCUUGGGGGUCGUCCCGGGUCUAUCCUGUGUGGAGUUUGCAUGUUUGCCCCGUGUCGGUGUGGGUUUCCUCUGGGGGCUCCGGUUUCCUCCCACAGUCCAAAGACAUGUAGGUCAGGUGAAUCAGCCACACUAAAUUGUCCCUAGGUGUGAAUGUGUGUGGUUGUGUGUGUGUAUGUCGGCCCUGUGCGAUAAUCUGGCGGACUGUCCAGGGUGUCUCCCCGCCUGCCGCCCAAUACCUGCUGGGAUAGGCUCCAGCGACCCUGAGAGCAGGAUAAGCGGUUCGGAAAAUGGAUGGAUGGAUGGAUAACGUUUGGCUUGUGUUGCUUUUGGCCCUUUGAGCAACGCGAGCCGAGUGCCGUCCACUUCCACUGUAUUGGAGGAAAAGGCGAACAUCUCUACAGCUGAUAUCUCCAAAACUCAGCAGCUCACACCAAAACAAUCCUAGAUGGCUAAUGUGUAUUUUUGAUUUCGGGGUGAACUGUCCCUUUAAGGUUCUUUUAACUGCAACGUUGUAUCUAAUUUAAUAGUUUCACAUCCCUGAAGCCUUCAACCCUUAUCGAGAUAAUGUGUCAAGAGUGUGGUAAACCUUUAAUGGUGAAAGAAACACAAGGCCUACCAAACUAGAGGCCUGUUUAUCCAAUGCAAAUGCCUCGUCUUAAUGAUGUCAAUGUCUCUGCAGUCAGAAACACUCUAAGCAUUGAUUUUAUUUUACAUUUCAUUAAGAUGGAAUUUGUGGACCAUUUCUGUGGUUCCUCAAAUCCAAAGUAGUUAUCUCUUGGGAUAUGUGUGUAUCGGAUAUAUAAAUGAGUGAAGAAAUGUUUCUCCCACUAAACGUGUCCAGAUGAACUGGUUCAGCUGUCCGGCAUUGGAUAUAAUUUCAUAUCGUUCCAUGCUGCAGUUAAAAAAGUAAAACUUGAGCUACUUCUUCAACUGGGCUGUAAAGUCAAGAUAUUGGGUUGUGAUUGUGCCAAGUGAGUAGGAACGUUGGCUAAAACAUGCACUUUAUGAUUUUGCUGCUUUUGUUUGUGUUAUGUAUAUUUUUUUAAGCCAAUAAGUAUUUUUCCCCCCCAAAUGCAAAGGUGUAAAGUUCCUGUAGACACCUGAAGACUUCAGGGUAGAUCAUAUGUCCGCCUGCAUGCAGUGACUGUCCCAGUUUGUUGUCUUGUUGAGCGUCAAAGGAAAUUAUUAAAACUGUAAACACUAAAGAA
Messenger RNA from Lampris incognitus (smalleye Pacific opah), 5018 nucleotides. RefSeq names its product mitofusin 2 (gene mfn2). The record is from RefSeq and is a predicted model, not a curated record. Lineage: Eukaryota; Metazoa; Chordata; Actinopteri; Lampriformes; Lampridae. Bases 484 to 2760 code for a protein of 758 amino acids. Gene Ontology annotation, cellular component: mitochondrial outer membrane. Gene Ontology annotation, molecular function: GTPase activity; GTP binding. Gene Ontology annotation, biological process: mitochondrial fusion; mitochondrion localization. The transcript is spliced from 19 exons.